Penicillium roqueforti is the source of this 825-nucleotide messenger RNA. RefSeq lists its product as uncharacterized. Gene Ontology annotation, cellular component: cytoplasm. Bases 1 to 825 code for a protein of 274 amino acids. NCBI's taxonomy places the organism in Eukaryota, Fungi, Ascomycota, Eurotiomycetes, Eurotiales, Aspergillaceae. Gene Ontology annotation, molecular function: phosphatase activity. The record is from RefSeq and is a predicted model, not a curated record. The transcript has 4 exons.
AUGGCUCCCAUUAUUCACUGCGUCCGCCACGCCCAAGGCCUGCACAACGUUUGCACCGCCAACCACAUUAUCCAAGACCCCGUUCUCACCGAGCUUGGCCACGAACAAUGCCGAAAGCUCCGCGAGAGUUUCCCCCGCCAUGCCAAUAUCGACCUGGUAACCGCCUCGCCCCUCCGUCGCACCAUCUAUACUGCGCUCGAGAGCUUUGCGCCCGUCUUUGAAUCAAAGCCGGACUUGAAGAUUAUCGCCCUGCCAGACAUUCAGGAGACUUCGGACGUUCCGUGUGAUACCGGCAGCGACCCUUCUGUUCUGAAGGAGGAGUUCAAGACGGGGGUUGAUCUGGAUCUUGUACAAGAUGGGUGGAAUAACAAGGCAUCUGGUCGCUACGCCCCAACCAACAAAGCCCUCAAGGAACGCGCCCGUGCAGCCCGUCGCUGGCUGAAAGCCCGCCCGGAGAAGGAAAUUGUCAUGGUUACACACGGCGGCUUCCUGCACUAUUUCACUGAAGACUGGGAAGACAGCAGCCAAUUCCAGGGCACCGGCUGGUCUAACACCGAGUACCGCACUUUCGCUUUCAGCGGGGAAGCACACACAGAUGAUCUGGAGGGAUACCCGCUGGACGGUGAUAAUGCCUCACUUGAGGAGACACUUGAAUCACGGCAGCGCCGGGGUAAGACUGGACCCAUGCCUAGUCGGGAGGAACAGAAGACGCUGUAUAAGAAGGGCUACCAGGGUUGGGAUGACCAGGGAUUGCAGAUGAGCACUGCUGAUCGGGAGGCGGCUAAGGCCACUGGAGGUGAGGAGGUCGAUGGGGUCCGCAUAUAA